AUGGCCAAACGUCACUCUUCAUCACAAUCUUCUUCGCAAGCAUCUGAAAUUGAGGUUGAAAAAAUCGAAUCAAUGUUAGAAAGAUAUGGGAGGAUUCAAGUUCUAAAAUCAUAUGUGAAACGUACAGAACUGAAAAAAACAGAACAAACCGUAGAAAUUAUCGAUGAUGAUAAUAUUGAUGCUGAUUUAUUAUUAGCUGAAAAUCGUGAAUUACGCGCGAAAUUAAACAAAUUGCGUAAUAAACGUUUAAAUCUGGAGAAGAAAAAUAGUAAAGUAACACAAGAAGCAAAGAAAGUUGGUGAAGAACUUAAUAAGAUUAAAGAAGAUUUUAGUUUAUUAAUUGACAUUAAUAACACUUUUAGUAAGAAAAACGAAGAACUGAAGAGAAGAAUUCAUUCAAAUGAAAGUGACGACGAAUUUAGACAAAAAAGCGGAAAUAAAAAAAGAAACAAGGGGAAAAAAAUUGCUAGUGGUAGCGAUAAUGACAAAUCGGAUGAUAUGACGAGAAUUGAAACUGAGGAACUAACGGAAAAAGACGAGAAAAGCGCUAGGUUAAAGGAUUUACUCCGAAAUACACUCGAUGGUCAUUCAAAGAAAACUCAGACAGUACAACCACAGCGCUCAUGCUAUUAUGACAAUGAUUUACAAAGUCACGACUAUCCACAUCCCGCAAAAGCUCCUAGAUGGACUUAUGUUACCAGACAAAAUAUGAUUUAUGACACAGAAGUCAAAGAAAAAACCAGUGAAGAAGAUAAUAAUAAUUUGGAUAAUUACAAAGAAGUAGAAGUAGUUAGUAGUAAAAAUGCGGAAAAUGUUGCAAGUUAA
Molecule: messenger RNA, 825 nt
Organism: Funneliformis caledonium
Lineage: Eukaryota; Fungi; Glomeromycota; Glomeromycetes; Glomerales; Glomeraceae
Source: the annotation of a GenBank genome assembly